GGGGCGCUGCGGGCGCCGCCCCGCGCGCAGGCGCCGGCCCGGGCGGGCCGGGUUGUUUGUGACGGCGUCACCGGCGGCUGCGGCCGCGGCCCCUCGUCCGUGCCGGGCCCCGCAAGGGCCGCGCUCAGCGUGCUUUGAAAAUGUCUGAGAAUUCCAGUGACAGUGAUUCAUCUUGCGGAUGGACUGUCAUCAAUCAUGAGGGUUCUGACAUAGAGACAGUGACCUCAGAAAAUGGAAGCACAAAUGACAACCAUGAGUUUGUUUCAGAAGAAUAUGUUUCUUUGCAAGAAGAGGAGCAGGCAAUUGAUGUGCAAGCUCAGUGCAACAAUGAUGAAGAGAUCCCAGCAGUAGAUAAUGCUCUAUCUGGUUUUGAGGAAUCUCAGACAGUUCCAGAGGGAAAUAAAGAAAAAGUUCCUGAUGAUGGGUCCUGCAUUGGAGCUAUUAGUGAUGAUUCUGACAUUGUCACACUUGAAGCUCCAAAACCAGAAGAAACUCAGAGUCAGGAGGAAGCUCCAGCUGAUGGUGAAGAAGCUCAGAGUUCAGAGGAUUUUAACAUGGGUUCCUCCUCUAGCAGUCAAUACGCAUUUUCCCAUGUAGAAACUGUCAGUUGGCUGGAGAAGCUGUGGAAGAUUCCUGACUGUGUAAGGGGAUGGGGAAAUGAGGUGAAAGAGCAUGUAUCUCGCAGUCUUCCUUUUCAAGUUUUCUCAUCUCAGGCCAGCCCUGAGGAGUCCAGCAGCGAUGAAGGCAGCGGCCCGAGCGGCCCGGCCGUGCGCAAGCGGCGCCCGCGGAAGCGCGGGGUGUCGGGCUCCGAGCCCGAGGCAGCAGCAGCCGAGCCCGAGCCGGAGCCGGCCCGGGACGAGCAGCACAAGCGCCAGUUCAGCAGUGGCCUCAACAGAUGCAUCAUCCUGGCGCUGGUGAUAGCCAUCAGCAUGGGCUUCGGACACUUCUACGGUAAACCUGAAGGUACAGUGCAAGUCCAGAAACGGCAGCAGCUGGUGACAAAGACACGUGAAUUAAAAGAUAUGAAAGAUGACCUUUACCAGUGCCAACAAGAGCAAGGAGAUCAAAUGCACCACAAAGUGGGGUCACUCAAGGGAGAUCUUGCCACAUGUUUGACCUUUACUGAGGUGGAUAAGAAAUCCUCUGAUUCUCAAAAAAAAAGUCUUGCUGCAGAAAAUCAGCACCUAAGAGAAUCUCUAGAGAAAGAAGAAAAAGCUUUGGCCUCACUUCAGGAAGAAUUAAGGAAGCUAAGACAACAAAUUAGGAACUUAGAAGAUAAAGGUAGUAGCACUGAAUCUAUUGUAAUAGAAAAUCAGAAACUAAGGGAGCAUUUGGAAGAAGAAAAGCAAAGGAACAGCAAUUUUCUCAGGCAAAAGGAAACACUCUUUGCAGAGGCACAGAUGCUAAGGCGAGAACUGGACAAAGAACGCCAUGUUACAGAAGCUCUGAAAAAAGAACUAGAACAGUUAAGUUCUCGUCAAACACCUGACAGCACUGAUGAUGAUGAUGAUGAGACAUUAAGAGAAAAUCAAGAAAUAGAAACUCUGCGAGGAAGACUGGCAGAACUAGAAAAAAAGCUAAACUUUGAGCAGCAACGCUCUGACUUAUGGGAGAAGCUGUAUGUUGAAGCAAAAGACCAAUCUGAAAAACAAGAAAUUAAUGAAAAUGGACAAAAGAAAGGUGCUAAAGGGCAAAGUAAGAGUAGAAAGAAAUCAAAGGAGACAUUUUUUGGUUCAGUUAAAGAAACUUUCGAUGCUAUGAAAAAUUCCACAAAAGAGUUUGUAAGACACCACAAAGAAAAGAUUAAGCAGGCUAAAGAAGCAGUGAAAGAAAACUUGAAAAAAUUCUCUGAUUCUGUAAAAUCUACAUUCAGGCACUUCAAAGAUACCACAAAAAACAUCUUCGAUGAAAAAGAGAAGUCAUCAAGCGAUAAAAGAUAUGAGGCAAACAAGAAAGCUCGAACUUUUUACCGAGACCAUAACUCUUACGAGAAUCUGAAGCACAUGCAUUACAGGGGACCUCACAUGCCAAAAGAAUCCAGAAAUGGAAGGAAACAUCAUUUUACAACAUUUGAAAAAGAUUCAGAUUCCCAGAAAUGUCUCAGUGAUCAUUUGUGUAAUAGAAAACAUCAGUUUGCCCUGAAGGGCUGCUCUGGGAUUUUUGAAUGUGCUCAUCAGGAAUUCAUCAGUCUCUUCAACAGAGUUUCGGAUCCCAUCAGGGUGGAUGAAUUUAAUCGGCUAAUGAGAAAGUAUUUGCAGCAAGUUGUUCAUAACUUUCAUCACUGGAGAGAACUAGAAAAUUUCAUCAAUAAGUUUUUUCAUAAUGGAUUGUUUAUACACGACCAGAUGCUGUUCACUGAUUUUGUUAAUGAUGUCAAGGAUUACCUGGAAGAUAUGAAGGAAUACCAAAGUAAUAAUGAGAAGGUUUUUGAGGAUUUGGACAAAUACGUCUACAGAUACUACUUCCACUACGAUAAUUCACCCCACUAUGGACCCAGUCGACCUAAAAGACCUUAUACACAAACUGAAAAUUCCAGACAUGAAAAACAAGCUCAGAAGUACCAACACCGUAAUAAAAGAGAAGGUAAAUGGUAUAAACAUGGUCGCACUAAUGGAAGACACAUGGCAAAUCUUGAAAUAGAAUUGGGGCAACUGCCCUUCGAUCCAAAAUACUGAGUAAUUUAUUGUAAAAAUUAAGAUUAAAAUUCACAUGCUCUCUGGAAACUAAUUGUUUUUCAACAAAGCAGCAAAAUGCAAGUGGUUUUUUUUUCUGAAUAAUUUGAUUUUUACACAUUUUUGUUAACAGGCAGAAGUCAGGCUUUCUGAUUUGCAUAUUCUGUACCGUUGCUUUAACUGUUCUUUCGAAGUAAACAUAGUUUGGGUGCCAGCAGUAUUGUUGCAGAAACUAGGCAUGCCAUGACCUGUGUAUGAAAAUAAAGCUUAAUUGCAUUCCAUUAGUGUAGUUAAAGCUUGAGCCAUGCAAAAUGUACCAACUACUAACUCCAAUGUUUGAUAUACUAACUUCAUCUCAUCCUUCAAAAAAUCGAUCAACAUUGUGGUAAUGUAUUUGUUAGUGUUUUGUAACCUUACAUUUGCUUCCUGUCUUUGGGGGGGUUCAAGAGCCUGUUGAAUUGUGAAGAAUUUGCUGUGCUGCAUUCUAAUCAGCGUGCUGAUUUAAACACUUGAAAUGUCUUGCAUAUCUGCAUAUUGUAGAAGAAAAAUAAAAGAGACAUUGUGGGUAAA
Taeniopygia guttata (zebra finch) is the source of this 3242-nucleotide messenger RNA. The record is from RefSeq and is a predicted model, not a curated record. NCBI's taxonomy places the organism in Eukaryota, Metazoa, Chordata, Aves, Passeriformes, Estrildidae.